AUGAUAAAGGAAGUGAUAGUGUUGAGUGCAGUGCUAGCACUAUGUAGCGCGUUACCCGCUACGGAAGAAUUGAAAGCAGUGGCCGCCCCAGCAGGUGGAAGUAGUGCUGUUGCUGUACUGGUAGAAGACGACGGAGGUGCAUCCGAAGAACUUGACACGGCCGAGUCUGCCCAUCGGCGUCACCACCACCAUCAUCAUCAUGGUGGUUUCCGUGGAGGUUACGGGGGAGGUUACGGAGGAGGUUAUGGAGGUUAUGGCGGUGGAUAUGGUGGUGGAUUCGGCCCUGGUUACGGCGGCGGACUAGGAGGUGGACUGGGAGUCGGUGUCGCUGUUGGAGUUGGUGUUGGAGGUGGAUUUCUUGGAUAA
This is a messenger RNA of Sabethes cyaneus, 366 nucleotides long. RefSeq names its product keratin, type I cytoskeletal 14-like. The coding region runs from base 1 to 366 and encodes 121 amino acids. The record is from RefSeq and is a predicted model, not a curated record. NCBI's taxonomy places the organism in Eukaryota, Metazoa, Arthropoda, Insecta, Diptera, Culicidae. The transcript is spliced from 2 exons.